AUGGCACCGCUUCCAUCAGUACGCGUAACUCCUGCUCGAGCAUUUGCAUAUUCGGGGUUGGAUUACUGCGGGCCGUUUCUCGUUCGUCCGUUGGUUGGGAGAGGAGCGUCGGUAAAAAUCUACGUCGCGUUAUUCGUGUGCUUAGUGGUGAAGGCCGUCCAUCUCGAAGUUGUCGCCGUUCUGACGUCGGUCGCGUGUAUCAAUGCCGUGAAACGUUUCGUGGCACGCUGCGGUCGAGUGCUAGAAUUACACUGCGAUAAUGCGACUGCUUUCGUCGGGGCAGAUCGUCAGCUUAAAGCUGCGCGCCAAGCUUUCCGCGAACAGUUUCUUAACAAGGAGUGGGACAACUACUUCGUCAACAGCGGAAUCACGUUUCGCUUCAUCCCAGCCCGAUCGCCGCAUUUUGGUGGGCUAUGGGAGGCUGGCAUCAAAUCGUUCAAGUAUCACUUUCGUCGCAUCAUGGGAUGCAAGGCGUUCAACAUGGACCAGCUGCUAACCGUUGUGACCCAAAUCGAAUCCAUCCUGAAUUCUCGUUUUUAG
Topomyia yanbarensis is the source of this 540-nucleotide messenger RNA. RefSeq lists its product as uncharacterized. The transcript has a single exon. Gene Ontology annotation, biological process: DNA integration. The record is from RefSeq and is a predicted model, not a curated record. Gene Ontology annotation, molecular function: nucleic acid binding. NCBI's taxonomy places the organism in Eukaryota, Metazoa, Arthropoda, Insecta, Diptera, Culicidae. Bases 1 to 540 code for a protein of 179 amino acids.